AUGGAAAACCCAGAGAGGCCUCCACGGGCCGCUGGGGAUCCAGAAAUCAUGGGACCUGGAUCUGGGGUCGAUUUCUCGACACCCACCCAGGAACCGCAACAGCUGCCUUUAAAUGCCCCUGCACUGUUUGCAGGACUUCAAGACAGCCAGAAUCAGUCCAAAGAACCUACUUUGGAUAAUAGAGAUACUCUACAAGAGCCACGACAGACUGGAGAAACGCAACAGACUCCAAGAACGACCCUCGAGAAAAGGAAGGCUUCUAGGCUGACCAUAGGAUCUCGGACCCCAAUAACUAGAUCUGGAUUGAACGCAGCUCCAAAAAGAAAGAUUACACUUGCCACAAUACGUGCAACAAGUGCUCCCAUAGAGAACAGCCUCGUGAUGAGCCUGAUUGAGGAUCUCAACAGCCAAACGCAAGAGGCUGUCCAACAGCUCUCCGUCGAGCUUACAACCGCAAGAAACGUGAUCAGCAUGCAACAGGGUCUUAUUACCACCCUCAACGCUAGGCUAGAGAGCCUAGAGACUUACGUGAACGCGCUACAAAGCCGUCAAAUCCUACCACUCGACCCCUGUGACACAACGCGUGAGGUUGCGGCGCACGGGCCACCGCCAAGAGCCGCUUCCACGGGAGGUUUAGCGUCCACCCCAAUACAGCUAGAUGCCGCGCCUGAGAGCCGCGCGAUAAACUCAACCGCACCUCAGCCGCAGCCGCGAUAUCAGAAUCCAACAAAGGCUACGAAACAAGCCGUACAGCCACCUGAGGGCCCCAAAAAAGUAUUUGGAACCGCCGCGCAGACCACCAAACAGCCUGAAACUACCGCUAAGCCACUGACCAAGCCCGCACCUACGAAAUGGGCCGCUAUUGCCGCGAAUAAUACCCAAUCUGGAGGAUGGAAAACCGUCCAGUAUAAGAAACAGGCCUCAGCACCCUCUAAGGCUCUAUCGAUAACUGACUGGAAGCCUGUGAGUACCCGGAGCAAGGAGGAAAGACGCCUCAUCUUCAGACGACGAUAUCCUAAAGAUGCUCCGACCGCAUUGAAAGCUGAUGUUCUCUUGGCCCUUAACCGUGCCCUUGCAAAGGCAGGUUUUCCUGACUUUGUAAGAGCAGUCGAUUCUGGAUACGCGGCCUCAGGGGCCUUAACAGUGCUCCUAGAGCGAGGCACUCGCAGCAGCACCCUCGUGCCCGUCUACAACGAUACUCUACUAGCCGCUGUAAGGCAAACAGAUCCAGCAGUUAUUUCCGUGGAGAUUAGCGAACAGUGGCACCGUGUUAAGGUACAGGCAGUGCCUGUGGGCCGCUACAUGUAUAAUGACCAAGGCCUAGCACUAGCCCAAGAAGAGAUUGAGCUGGGAACACCAUAUAGGCUUAAACGAGAGCCAACGUGGCUCAAAAGAGCCAAGACUAUACAGGCUAGCAACCAGAGAUUUGCCACGAUUGUGAUCACAGUAGGUUCUUUGGAGGAAGCUCGAACACUGAUCAAUAAAGGCAUCAAGUUUGGAGGCCGACACCAUCGAGUAGCACCUUAUUGGGAGUCAAAUCCUGAGAGUAUCUGCCCUCGAUGCUGCGGAAUUGGCCACUCUGGCUUCAUGGCUUGUGGUGGCAGGUCUCCUAAAUGCGCGAUCUGCGCAGGUGAUCAUGAGGCAAUAGAGCACUCAUGUACAGUAGUGGAUUGUAGGGUUGGGCCAGCUAAACCUUGCAAACACACAGUGAUCAAGUGCGCUAACUGCAAAGGUGCACACGAGGCUACAUCUCCUAAGUGCCCUAAAGCUAGGGAGGCUCGUCAAAGGGCUAUCCGGAGAAUGAGGGAACAAUCCUUACAAGACCUCAUCCCAUUAGAUGAGACAUUCGCGGUAGUGCCUCCAAAACCGGUACUGACCUUGGAGGAGAGACCUGGACAGUCUCUAGAGGAGGAGACGUCAACUCCAGAAGAAGAUGAAUUGCUGCCUGAGAUGCAAUUAGAGGCUGAUAUUCACGAGGGAAAUAGCCAACAACCACUAGAGCCAGAGCUCAAGUCAGCCACUGAAGCGCCUCAAAGCGCUGUAGUACAUACAGCCCUAGAAGCAGCACUACAGGCUGGUGCCGGGAUAGCCUGUCUCCAGGAACCCCCAGUACGUGGAAAAUACCAGAUAAGCCAUCCUGGCUUCCUGUUCUACUGGCCUGAGGGUCCUCGAGAACAUGCUCGAGUAGUGACAGCGAUUCGGAGAGAUUUAGUGAGAGAAUUAGUGGUGGAGGCGCGUACAGAUCUAGCUAACCAUCCAUAUUUUAUGGUGGUUGACGUGCUAGAACAGGGGAGGCGUACGAGGAUAGUGAACUGCUAUGACAACUGGUUAGGUGCACGUCAUACAUACUCAGGAGAGAGGCAAGCCCAAUUGCUGUGGGGUGCUGAGAUAUGGUGGCAAGGCCAGAAAACAUGGGCACAAAGGAUCCAGAUUCUAAUCAAUAAGCAAGCCAGAGGUAUUACGGGCAUGUUCCCAAAAACCCCAAUCGGAGCCCUAAUCAGAGAGGCAGCGUUAGAGCCAGCGACAGUCUUACUGGACGCUAGAGUAGCUCGAUAUACAGCGAGGCUACUAGCUCUGCCUGACACGCAUCCUACAGCGCAGAUACUUCCAGUCACCCUCAGACAUGGUGACCUUCACGCACAACCUGGAGAGCAACCACUGGACGACCGGGAAUGGGCCUCUAGAGACAACAAGGUGCUAAAUCGACUCGGCCAAAGGCUUGCAAAGCACCUUGCUCAACGGUUGAACAGAGACCCCUCUGGAGGAAUUGAGAGAACUGAACAAUGCGAGCUCCAAGGCUUCCCAGGCUCGAUCCGAGUACUUGACAAGGAAGAGGCCCUAACAGAGGCUAAUCAACAGCGUGCUAGAACAACGUUUUGGUCCGAUGGCUCCAGACUCGAUACAGGACGUGCAGGAGCCGGUGUCACUUUACAGGCUGUACCUGAAGGCCCCUGGGAACACGUAGAAGUGCCAAUGGGCCACGGACACGAGGUCUUUGACGCAGAACUAGUGGGAGUAGCCACAGCCCUUGAAUGGGCACUGGAGAGGCAACCUCUUGGUCCUAUCUGGGUGUUACUUGACGCACAGAAUGCUAUUGAUCGCCUCAGAUCGACAAGGCCAGGCCCUGGGCAAGCCCUUGUUCUUAGGGCUCACAGGGCAGCUGAGAAACUAGCCUUGAGAGGCCAACCAGUCACAAUACAAUGGGUCCCAGGCCACUCAGGGAUUGAAGGGAAUGAGCAGGCUGAUCAAGCUGCUAAACGUGCAGCUAGUAAACAAACCGCGCCUGGUUUUGAGCACCUAUCUCUGGCGCACGUUAGAAGGGCUUGCACGGAAGCAAGGAGAGCUGCAGUAUCUGAAUGGGCCCAAAUAAAUGCUGUACAAGGCAGGCAUAGAGACGGACGUGUCUACAAGAUGCCUCGAGGCUGA
This is a messenger RNA of Talaromyces stipitatus ATCC 10500, 3426 nucleotides long. RefSeq lists its product as uncharacterized. Gene Ontology annotation, biological process: DNA replication, removal of RNA primer. Bases 1 to 3426 code for a protein of 1141 amino acids. Gene Ontology annotation, molecular function: nucleic acid binding; RNA-DNA hybrid ribonuclease activity. The transcript has 2 exons. Lineage: Eukaryota; Fungi; Ascomycota; Eurotiomycetes; Eurotiales; Trichocomaceae. The record is from RefSeq and is a predicted model, not a curated record.